GGGGAGGAGUGAAUGGGAAGCCGGAGAGAGGUAAUCCUUUUUUUCCGAUACGGUGCAACCUUGCGCUGCGUGAAUGGAGGCAACGAAGGGAAGCAACAAGGUAACAAUUAGACAGCACCGGGAGACACGUCUGACAGUUUUGAGCUGUUGCUGGUGCUUUGCACAAGUGAGCAGCAGGCGGUGAUGCUGUUGUUAGGGGAAACAUAGAGCUGAUCAGGCCGAGGGAUUUUUUUUAAAGAAGCAAGACGAUGGUGGUUUAUGGAAAUACUGUUCCCGCAGAAGCAGUCUCUUUGCUUUUACGAUACGAGCCGUUGAGAAGCGUCGUUUAGAAAAUUCGUUACGAAGGUUACUGAAACGAGGCUAAGAAGUAGAGUGUCAAUGAUUAAACUUGUACAAACUAAGAUAAUCGCGUGGUGAAAGAAGAAACGCAGUUUUGGUGUCCAAUCGGUCGAACUACCGAACCGAUACAACUUGCAUUAGUAUCGCUUCCAAGAUACAGGUUCCAGGCUACAGGUUCCGCCCCAGUCAUAGGCCGCGUGUGCGUGCUGUUGUUGUUGCAUCGACACAGCCUCCCGCGAUCGAUACCCGAUCCCGGGCCAGCCAACCAACCAACCCAUCUCUCUACCCAGCAGUAUUUGUUGCAAAGUGAUUCCGCUCCGUUAGCGAGCGACCGUUGAUUGAUUCUGUAAGGCGCGCAGCGAUCGUUUUUCUUCUUCCGCUGGCAGCGAAGGAAGAAAACAAUUGCCGUGUACUGUUUGUUCUGGUGUCGCGUUUUACGUGCAUCAACCCGCGGGGCGCAUUUGUUGCGUCCUAAGCAGAAGUGACAUUUGCUUUCCGUUGUCAACACUGGUGAAGCUGUUUUCGCUGUGGUGAAUUAUCGACUGAAAGUAUAUCAGUGUGUGUGUGUGUGUGAUACGGAACUGAUCACUGCGUGUGCUAGAUUUGUUCUCCGCGUAGCCAACGUUGGUCAUCAUUAGCAGCAUGAUGAACAACAGCAGCGGCGAUGAGCAGGUCGAGUGUCCACUGUGCAUGGAGCCGCUAGAGGUGGACGAUCUGAAUUUCUACCCCUGUACCUGUGGAUAUCAGAUCUGUCGCUUUUGCUGGCACCGGAUCCGCACGGACGAAAACGAGCUGUGCCCGGCGUGCCGGAAGGCGUACCCGGAAAACCCGGCCGACUUUACGCCCCUGUCGCAGGAGCAGAUUGCGGCGUUCAAGGCGGAGAAGCGGCAGCGGGACCAGCAGCGGAGGGCGAAGAUUUCCGAAAACCGCAAACACCUGGCGAACGUGCGGGUGGUGCAGAAGAACCUGGUGUUUGUCGUGGGGUUGCCGCCCAGAUUGGCCGAUCCGGAGAUUCUGAAGAAACAUGAAUACUUCGGAAAGUAUGGUAAGAUCCAUAAAGUGGUCAUCAACCCUAGUACAACGUAUGCCGGUGUGCAGGGUCCCUCGGCGUCGGCGUACGUGACGUACAUCAACAACAACGACGCGCUGAGGGCGAUCCAAAGCGUUAACAACAUCAUGAUCGAUGGUCGACUGAUAAAGACGAGCUUAGGUACGACGAAGUACUGUAGCCACUUUAUGAAAAACCAAACCUGUCCCAAGCCGGACUGCAUGUACUUGCACGAGCUCGGCGACCAGGAGGCUAGCUUUACGAAGGAGGAGAUGCACCAAGGGAAGCAUCAAGAGUACGAGAAGCGGCUGCACGAUGCCAUGCAGGCGCAGUUAGGUCUGACGUCUGCAGCAGGAGGGCAUGGCAGCAACGGCAGUGGUAGUGCGGCGGCAACGGCAGCGACGGCGGCGUCCUCUGGCGGUGGUACGGCCACCGCGGCCCCGACCGCCGGCCUGGUGUCGUCGACGGCGGCGGCAGUGGUGGCGGCGUCGGCGACGACGGCAGCGGCGGCUGUUGCGGCGGGAACAACUGCAGCAGUUAAUGGGAAUAGCGCCGGCAACAAGGAAAACUCGAACCGAAGCGACCGAAAGCACGAAACGAAAUCUCGCUCGAAAGGAGGCAAAAACAAGCAGCAGCAGCAGCAACAGCAGCAACAACACAACAACAAAAAUAGUCACGACAAUUCCAGUAAUCAUAAAGAUAGUACAAGCAACGUGACUAGUGCCAACGGUGUUGUUGCUGCUGCGAAGGGAGGCAGUGCGGCGUUGGUAAACGGCAAAGGAAGCAAGGCUUCGAACGGAAAGCAGCAGCAGCGGAACGGUGCUAGCAACGCCCCAGAAGCUCACGAGCAUGCGAUUGUGAACGGUAACAGCAAGGAGGCACAGAACAAUAGCAAAAACCUGAAGCAGCAGCAGCGCGAACGCGAACGGGAACAGCGGGAGCAGCAAUCCCUGCUCAAGGGAAGCAGUGAUAGCGGCGAGCAGCAGCAACAGCAGCAGCAGAAACAGCAGCAACCACCACAGAGCAAAAAGCGAGAAGCUAACGGCACCAGCAAUGGCCCCACGGCGACCAGCAUUAGCAAUGGGAACGCAAAUGGAAACGGCCAUAUUAUCAAUAAUGAUCUGGACGAUGACGAUGACGAGCUGGACUUUGAGGAUCUGGACAAUGACGCACUGUCGUCGGACAAUGAUGGCAAAACGGAUUCGCCUUCGUUAAGUAGUUCGGCUUCCUCCCGGAACGGAGUGGACAGUGAGACGGCUAGUGGUAAGAGCACCCCCGGUGCGUUUGUCGAUACGCUUAACAAUGGUGACAGCAAUGUGAUAGACGCUGGUGCAUCCGUCGGUGACGCUGUCGCCAGUAAGACCGACGCAUGUGAAACGAAUGCCAUACCAGCCGCCACCGAUGGGGACGCCGCGGAUUCGAACCGCAGCUCCUCGUCGCCAUCGUCGAGCUCGUCGAUGGGCGAUGAAAAGGCGGACAGCGAAAGUACUGCCCCGGUCGCCUCCUCAUCCUCGACUACAACCUCGUUGUACGGUGGGCUGGACGAUGGUACGGAUACCACCGCGGCCGUGAUCAGUGCGACGAUGGGCAAACUGUCCGUCACUGACACGACCGCCAGCAACGGUGGUAUCAUGAAUCACAAGUUUGCCAACGAACUGAUCGACCUGAGCGCGCGCUACGGUAAGCUGGAAAGCAUACUGGACGACAAUAGUAGCUUCUUCUCGUACAACACGUUCGAUCCGUACGGCAAGCCGAGUGCGGCUGGCAGCACGGACCUGGGCGUGGACAGUGGUAGCGGUAAUCAGAGCGUUGGUUUGACCUCUUCGCAACUUCCCGAUCUCUUGAGCGGUACAAACGACACAAACGAACAGCACGCAAAGGAGCUGUUGAAAAACAUGGGAAAUCUUCAGCAGCAGCAGCAGCAGCAGCAACAUCAGCAACACCACCAGCUUCAGCAGCAUCAGCAUCAGCAGCACCUUCUGCAGCAAGUCGCCCGCUUCCAGCAGCAGCUCUCUGCCGGGCUUAUCGGCAACGGUGAUAGUAGCAUGAUUGGCGGUGCGGGCGAUGAGCUCGACCCAGCCCUCACCAAAUGCUUACUGCGGCAGAAGUACAUGGUGGAGGAUCAGCAGGAGGAGUGGCUUCGUCUGCACCAGCAGCAACAGCAGCAGCAACAGCAGCUGCAGCAGCAACAGCAACAGGAGCAACAGAAACGCAACCACCUGAACAAUGGACUGAAUGGACUACCGCCAUUCCAUAAUUUUAACGAAUUUGGAACGAAUGAUUUCUGGCACAAAACAUAUGCUAUGCGAAACAACUUCCUAAGCCAGCAGCAACAGCAGCAACAGCAGCAGCAGCAGCAGCAGCAACACCAGCAACAGCAAAGGCUACACACAGACAUGAGCCAGAUGUACGGAAAUGCAAACAUGUCCAAGUUGAACAAGUUCUUCGAUUUCCACAAAAACCAGCAACAGCAGCAACAGCAGCAGCAGCAGCAGCAGCAAUUUUUACUCAAUGGACAAAAUUCACUCCCGCAGCAGGCGCUUGACAUGAACUUGCUAGCGCUGGAAAACAGCCGUUUGAACAACCAUUUCCUUGAUCAACACAACGAAAAUUUGUUAAGCUCCCAGCAGCUCCACAAGCAGCGGCUGCUUAACCUUGGCGCUCACAAUCCGCUCCUGAACGGUGGAGAUCGUUCCAUGCCGCAGCACAAGGCAUCGGUAGCGGCGGCAGCAGCAGCAGCAGCUGCUUCGCAGGCGCAACAGUCGGGCAGCAGAACCCAAUCGCAGCCGCAGUCACAGUAUCCCCAAAACCCGACCGCCGACGAUGACCUUGGGUUCGAUCCGUUCCUGGAAACCCAGAAGGCACUGGCCGAGCUGAUGAACGAUGAAAUGAAUCAGCAGCAGCUGCCUCAGAGCGGCUCGAACCACAGCAAGGUGCUAGAGAAUGUUCAGCAGCAGCAGCAGCAGCAACAGCAGCAGCAACAGCAACAGCAGCAGCAGCAGCACCAACAACAGCAUCAACAACAGCAACGUACCCGCAUGCCACCGCCUGGCUUCAACCACAUGAACGCUUUCGGAUUUGGUGUACCACGGGCACAAGGCAGCAAAAUUCUACCCUUCAUGAACGGUGGUAUGCAAAUGCCGAAUGGACAGCAGCCGCAGCAGCCGCCGCAGAACGGCAACUGGAAUCAGCAGGUGCAGCAACCCUUCCUAGGAUAUCAGCAAAAUGAGCACAUGGCUCAGCCGCAGAACGGACUCAACAAAGCAGCGUAUGGCAAUAAUCUCACCGACUGGACGUCGAUGGACCCGGCUAUCGUUUCUUACCGUCAGUUCUCAUUUAUGAACGGACCAAACCAACCGGCCGGGGGUGAUCUGUUUCUGAACGCUCAGCAACAGCAGCAACAGCAGCAGCAGAUGAAUCAGCAGCAAAAUCUUCAACCUGGACAAGGUUUCGGACACCAUGGUCUCAACUUGCAGUCGAACCUGAUGGGUCAACAGCAGCAACAGCAGCAGCAACAACAACAAGCAAAUCCACAGCUUAACUUUUCUCAUGUCAACAUCAUCAACAACGAGCGAAACGUUUUCAUGUACGAAGUAGCCAACUGCGGUUUCCCGAACGGCUUCGACAAGUACUCGAUCCCGAUGCCACCGGGCUUUCAGAACAACGUCCCCGGCAACAACAAGCAGAAAACCGAAUGCAUCAACUAAGCAUAUGGCAUGGCAGCAUAAUACAGACAAAACGUAAACUCAACAAACACAACACAAGUAAUCACACAUUUCCGAUUGGCGCCGAUGCUGAGCGCCUGGGACAGCUCCAAGCAAGCAAGCAUCAUCAUCAUCAGAACGGUGCAGCGCAAACAGAACAACAAAAAACUACUUCGUCUGCUACCCGCCGCGCUUGGUUUGGUGCGCCUUCUCCCACUUCCCGAACACAGUGAGGCGCGCCCGGACGCUAAGGCGACCAAAACAAAACAUUCUUCGAUGGUGUUUCCUCGUGCACAAAUUCACUUCUGCGCAUGUGAUGAGAUGUGGUGUCGUCGAGAGCUAGCAUAGGAGAGCAAGCGAAAGUGUGCAGUAAGUACUCUAGUCUACUACCUUCGUUUAUUAUUUUUUUGUAAGUGCGUCAAAAAUGAAACAUGGAUAUAUUGCGACAUAAAAAGCAGAGCACAAAACACAGAAUUUUCAUUAACCCAUCCCUCAGUGACAUUAUGAUCAGUUUACAGAGGUUUUCCUACUGCAGUGUACGUGUUAAAGAGAUGCGCCUAAAAAUGGCCUAUCCCUACCCGAAUUGGAAAAAAAUCCGAUGAAAGUGGUAGUAGAUGAUGGAUACGCGUGCAAUGGUGGUAUGUUGCGUUCGAGAACGCCGUAAUUGCGAGAUACAUAAAAGUGCUAGAAAAGUUAAUAGCCUUACACUCUACUAUCCGUGUUUUAUCGUUGGAGGUUUUUUUGGUACGAAGGACAAGCUGGUUCGAUCGAUUUUGAUCGGCAUUUGAGAUGGUUCAAAAGGAACAAAAAAACCCCUUUCGAUGAAACGCCGAUGACUAGUGUGAGGCAAAGAAGUGGAAAGCUUUGGAACAAAACUCGAGGACGCAUCAGGAUGUAGGGAAAAGCAAAUUAAGAUUUCAGUCGGUGAUUCCGGAACUGGGUAGAAGUGAUCUUAAUGGUAUGACGGUGUUUCCCUUGCGAAGGCAGGGAUACACUCGAUCAGAUAGCUGGAUGGCGGUUUGGUUGGUUUGUGGUUGCUGCCAUACCCCGUGUUAUAACACAUUUUGUGGUAGCUGUGAAACAUAUAGCUAUAGUCGCUAUAGGAUGUGCUGUUAUGCGGGCGUGUUAUGUUGGAAACCAUGAUUCUAGUCAAUCCGCCUUCGACCCAUUGAGAUUAGAACAAAAAAGCAGGUCGAUGAUAGAGCUGGUGAGACUGUUUACGGUAUACUCUCUCAGCAGUUGUAUCGUUGAAGGGUGCUGUUUGGGAUGCAUACAGAUAUACACUGAAGGAGCUAGAUUGAAUCGGUUCUUUCAUGCAAAUAAACAAAACAAAUACCAGAAAAUAAUCAAGAAGCAGCCCCUUUCGUAAUGUCUGAUACACUGUUUUCCGGAUCAGUUUCUAGUGUGAACAGUAUUAUUCAAGAAUCACGAGAGGUUUUUUCAACAGCCCAGCUGUCACAAAUAAUGACAGCUGUUGUAAAACAUCUUGCAAGUUUUGAAUUAUGCUGUUCAAAUUGAAAACUGACCCGGAAAACAGUGUGAUAAGAAGCAAAAUUAUUAUGGGCUAUUCGGCCAAUAGAGCAGCAGAGAGUAAACCAAGAAACUAGACUAUUACAAAAGUAUCGAUCGGCACACAUAUAAUAUUGAUCGGUUGGACGUAGCUUACUUGACAUCUUGCCAUAUGCGCUGGACACAUGUGGACACACAACAGCACACCAACGAAGCAUUUUUUUUUCACUCUUUUGGUUCGCUAUUAUUACAGCCUAGAAGAACUUUAUGUUCCUUUUUACCGUCGUAAAUCGAUCGUAAUUUUAAACAAUUUGCAUACACAUAAUAAAGUAAACAUAAUGAGUUUUUAUAACAGUUACAAAUCCUAGAUUGGGAUGUUUUCACAGCGCAUCACUGUAAGGAUGCAAAAUUUGAUCGAACGCGAAGCAGCAGUAGGUGCGCAAUCGGAAAUGUGAUGAUGAAAAUUAUAUUACUAUUUCACAAUUAUUAUUGGUUAUUAUUGAUUACUGAAUUUAUAUUACAAACAUGGCCCUUCCCCCUAGUAUCACAAUGGGGGAACUUGUAAGAUCAUGAUGGGUAAAAUCAUAAUAUGCAAUAUACACAUAUAAAUAUAUAUAUAGUUAUAUAUAGUUAUAUAUAAAAAGCUCCACAAUCGAGAACUGCUGCGGUAUGUUGAGGAAAACUGCGGGGGACAUGGUAAUGAUCGAUCAUUGUUUUUUAACAUCGUUUUGCUGCAACAAUCCAUGCUACAAGUAGUCAGCAACAGAGAGCAACAACACUUUGUGCAGGCAGGGAAGCAAAAACGCAUGAUGCUUCAAAAGAAAGGUGUGUAUUUUACUGCUUUGGAAUGACCGACAACGCUGUCAGCUGAACGCGACGAACAGAAACAAUGUGCAAAGUGUGCGAUCGUGUGUGAGAGAAGAGAUUGGUUCGAUCGGGGUCAAUUGCAAACGUUAAGGGUGCAUCGAAUACGCGACGAACCUUAUCUGGAUCUCUAUUACGUUCGUACCUUCCCUUUGCACACACAGAUAGGUUUGCAAAAUCUGACGGCUGUUGGGAUUAUUUGAACGGUCACUUGCUCCUUUCCCCCGUUUCGACGAACGGACUCGUAUGCUUUAUUGCCCUGAAAAACUUAAACCUUCGCUGCGUUGAUCGCAUUGGCGGUUAGGUAUUGAGGUUCUGAAAAGGAAAGAUGUUUUCUAAACAAUGAAACUGCCUUUUAUCUCGAUGUGUGUUGCUCCUGUUUACUAUCUGCUGGAUUUGGAAACGACCCCAUGUGUCUUGAUCCAUGGAAGCGUUCCGCAGCAAACAAAUCUAACCUUUGCCUUGUCAAUGGUGAACAUCAUGUGCAAAUGGAUCGAUAGACCACAAUUAAGAAGUCUCACGUGUACCCCUACGGAAAGAGAAAUGUUGCAACGUUGCUGAUAUAUUGAAACAUAACGUAACGUGAUUGUACAAUACCUGCUGCUGUUAAGAGCUGUUAUAACAGAUGCAAAAGUACAUACACAAGAGCACAUACACACCAGGCUGUGCUGUGCUGAAACAAAACUGCUAAGAGCUGAUGCUGCUAAUGAACACGAUAUAUAGACGACGAUAAACCUACUGUCUACUGCUACCACUUACUACUACUGCUACCACAACUACUCCACACUAUUAUGUGCGAAACUCGAUGUACGAAACACAGAAACAGUCGCUCCCGCGGUCGAUAAAGAUGCAUUUUUAAAAAGGAAGUCGCAUCGCCAACAUGAGACAAAAGAGAGAGAAAGAGAAAGGUAUAGAGAGAGAUUGAACCAGGAGAAAACACAGAGGAAACUCAACACAAAUUGUAGCAAAUUAAACACGCAUCGCCGGAGAGUAGCUAAAUGUAAUCGUAAUCGUAACAGAAAACAUUUUGUGUUGGAGAUCACACAACUCGCGGGGUUAAAGGGAACCCUCGCGUGGGCGUGUGUGCUGGGUGUGUGUUGGUGUGUAGGAAGAGCGGAAAGAAGAGGAAGCUCUAGGGCGUCGAACAGCGCAAGAGAAAGGUGAAGAAAAGACGAUAUAAACCGAAGCAUAAGGAAGAGAAUAUAAUACAAAAGAAUAAAAAAAAUGCAAAAUUGAAAAUAUUAUGGAACAAACCCAUAAAAUAUACUUAAAAUUUGAAAAAAAAAAACAAGUGAUUUGGA
Molecule: messenger RNA, 8765 nt
Organism: Anopheles coluzzii
Lineage: Eukaryota; Metazoa; Arthropoda; Insecta; Diptera; Culicidae
Gene: Cnot4
Product: myb-like protein Q
Exons: 15
Coding region: 982-5094 (1370 amino acids)
Biological process (GO): protein ubiquitination
Cellular component (GO): CCR4-NOT complex
Molecular function (GO): ubiquitin-protein transferase activity; RNA binding; metal ion binding
Source: RefSeq, a predicted model, not a curated record